CUCUGCUGGGAGGCGGGCGCGCCCACGGGGGUCCCUCCAAGAUGGCGGCGCAGAGGAGGAGCCUGCUGCAGAGUGAGCAGCAGCCAAGUUGGACGGACGACCUGCCGCUCUGCCACCUCUCCGGGGUGGGCUCAGCCUCCAACCGCAGCUACUCUGCUGAUGGCAAGAGCACCGAGAGCCACCCACCGGAGGACAACUGGCUCAAGUUCAGGAGUGAGAACAACUGCUUCCUGUAUGGGGUCUUCAAUGGCUACGAUGGCAACCGGGUGACCAACUUUGUGGCCCAGCGGCUGUCCGCAGAGCUCCUGCUGGGCCAGCUCAGCGCCGAGCACACAGAGGCCGACGUGCGGCGUGUGCUGCUGCAGGCCUUCGAUGUGGUGGAGAGGAGCUUCCUGGAGUCCAUCGAUGAUGCAUUGGCUGAGAAGGCGAGCCUCCAGUCCCAGCUCCCUGAGGCUGUCCCUCAGCACCAGCUGCCUCCUCAGUAUCAGAAGAUCCUCGAAAGACUCAAGACAUUGGAGAAGGAGAUUGCAGGAGGAGCCAUGGCUGUCGUGGCAGUCCUUCUCAACAACAGGCUCUAUGUCGCCAAUGUCGGUACCAACCGUGCACUUCUAUGCAAAUCCACGGUGGAUGGCCUGCAGGUGACACAGCUGAACGUGGACCACACCACAGAGAAUGAGGAUGAGCUCUUCCGGCUCUCACAGCUGGGUUUGGAUGCAGGAAAGAUCAAGCAGGUGGGGGUCAUCUGUGGGCAGGAGAGCACCAGGCGCAUCGGGGAUUACAAGGUCAAGUACGGCUACACUGACAUCGACCUACUCAGCGCUGCCAAGUCCAAGCCGAUCAUCGCGGAGCCCGAAGUCCAUGGUGCACAGCCCCUGGAUGGGGUGACUGGCUUCCUGGUGCUGAUGUCCGAGGGGCUGUACAAGGCCCUGGAGGCAGCCCACGGGCCUGGGCAGGCCAACCAGGAGAUCGCCGCCAUGAUUGACACUGAGUUCGCCAAGCAGACUUCCCUGGACGCGGUGGCCCAGGCUGUAGUGGACCGAGUGAAGCGUAUCCACAGUGACACCUUCGCCAGUGGCGGGGAGCGUGCCAAGUUCUGCCCAAGGCACGAGGACAUGACUCUACUGGUGAGGAACUUUGGCUACCCACUGGGCGAGAUGAGCCAGCCCGCACCGGCCUCAGCCCCAGCCGCAGGAGGACGUGUGUACCCUGUAUCUGUGCCUUACUCGAGUGCCCAGAGCACCAGCAAGACCAGUGUGACCCUGUCCCUCGUCAUGCCCUCCCAGGGCCAGCUGGUCAACGGGGCCCACAGUGCUUCCACCCUGGAUGAAGCCACUCCCACCCUCACCAACCAGAGCCCAACCCUGACCCUGCAGUCCACCAACACGCACACGCAGAGCAGCAGCUCCAGCUCGGAUGGGGGCCUCUUCCGAUCCCGGCCCGCCCACUCACUCCCACCCGGCGAGGACGGCCGGGUCGAGCCCUACGUGGACUUUGCUGAGUUCUACCGCCUCUGGAGCGUGGACCACGGCGAGCAGAGCGCGGUGACAGCGCCCUAGGUGGCCAGGGGCGCAGCCCAAGCAAGGCCUUGCCUGGGGGCGGGGGCCGGCUCCUUAGGAUAGGCUUUGUGCCGUCUGCCUAUGCCACGGGGGCCGGUGGGGGCCCAGGCCUCCGUCUGCAUGGUACUCUCACCCCACAGCCCUCGGUGCUGUGGGGAACGUUCUCUCAGCGCCGAUGCAGACCCGGUCCCUCGUCACUGCAACUGCACAGGGGGCCAGAGGCACCCCCCAGGCAGCCUCAGCCAGGACCAUCACCGGUUCUCAGAAUGAGGGGCACAAGCACACUGGCCCUUGAGCCCACCCAGUGGGGCUGAACAUGAAGACGUUCUCCUGUGUCCCUGCGUGCGACAGGCCCACAGCCACUGCUUUCUCAAGGCCUCCCACUUCCCACUACCACCUCCCCUGGAAGAGCCUGUGGCCACGGCUAGUGCCCUCCUCAGCACUGGCCAGUGGUUUCUUCCUUUCUUCUCCGUCCUUGAGAGUGGAACCCCAGUUGGCCCCUGCACCUUUGAAACCUGCACCCUUCCCUGGGCCCGGGCCUGGGCCUGCCUGGGUUUAGGGGGACUGGGAUGGCUGCAGAGGGGGAGUCAGGUGGAGAGAAACUGGAGGGAACCAGUCCCCGAGGGGCAGUGGUCCUGGAGCCUACCCCAGGGGUAGGCCAGACAGUGCUGGGCUUCCCCAGAGUCGGGUGGAGGGGACAUGUCGGGGCAGGGGCUGCUCUGGUCAGGCUCCUCCAGGAGCGGGGAGGCCCUGAGUCGGGGCGAGCUGGCUCUGCCUUGCUUUGUACUGGAGCUGGGGAAGGCCCCAGACUGGGGAGCCACUAAGAUUGCAGUCCUUAGAGACUCAGUCUCUGCUGGCCUCAGGGUAACAAACAGGUCUUAGGUCAGGCCUGGGAGCUUGUUGUAAACAGAGAACAGAGGGAAAUGAUUCCAAAAGGGAAGAGGUUCUUGGAGACCAGCUGCUCUGGUGGCCGAUGUGCUUUGGAGAUGUGCACUGUUUUUACAGACGGUUAGGGGCGGGAUCAGGCCAGCCCAGGCCUUGAGUUAGCCCACUUCACGUGUGUUCUCUGCCUUCAGUGGGGAGGGGCGCUGCCAGCGCUGUCGGCUGGAAUUGCCCUUCCUAUUUUCAGAGGAGGAAGCAGGUCCAGGAGACUCAGAACUUCCCCAAGUCACACAGUGGUGGAAUAGAACUCAAACAUUUUGUCACUCUCUGAGGCCCUCCUGGAUUCUUACCACCCCCAAGCCCCAGUCCCCAGCCCCCAGCCUCCUGCCCCAGGAUGAUGCCCCAGACACAGCUCACCAGGGACUGGCCGUUGUGUGCAGCCUCCAGUGUGUUUGGACUCUGAAAAGUCAAAGGCCAGUUCUAAGGUCCCUGGUCACUCUGUGGUCCAGGAAUAUGUUUUCCCAGUGCUGUGCCAGGGAGAGGCCGGGCUCUGAGGGGAGCCGAGGCACAAGCAGAGGAAAAGCAGAUCUUAGCAGAGGGCCCUGCUCCCCCUCUGCUACAAAGCCAUCUCCAUUGUACAGGUGAGCAGAUCUAAAGUCAGUCACAGAGGCUUGGGAUUGGGAACAAAGGGAAUUCUCUUCCAAGAAUGUCUCUGUGAUGCUGUUUGGUCUCCAGAAAUAGAAUUACUUUUUUACCAUCGUAAAGAAAGAAUAAAUGGUGGUAUUAAUA
This is a messenger RNA of Camelus dromedarius (Arabian camel), 3227 nucleotides long. RefSeq names its product TGF-beta activated kinase 1 (MAP3K7) binding protein 1 (gene TAB1). Gene Ontology annotation, molecular function: protein serine/threonine phosphatase activity. Bases 42 to 1556 code for a protein of 504 amino acids. Gene Ontology annotation, cellular component: cytosol. NCBI's taxonomy places the organism in Eukaryota, Metazoa, Chordata, Mammalia, Artiodactyla, Camelidae. Gene Ontology annotation, biological process: protein dephosphorylation. The transcript is spliced from 11 exons. The record is from RefSeq and is a predicted model, not a curated record.